Molecule: messenger RNA, 354 nt
Organism: Colletotrichum graminicola M1.001
Lineage: Eukaryota; Fungi; Ascomycota; Sordariomycetes; Glomerellales; Glomerellaceae
Exons: 2
Coding region: 1-354 (117 amino acids)
Source: RefSeq, a predicted model, not a curated record
AUGGCUUCCCGCAUCGUUCUCGCGUCCACCCCCAUUGCCCGUGGCGCCUUCGUCAUCGGCAGACAGACUGCUGUCCUCGAGCGCGGCUUCAGAAUCUCGACGACGGCCAAGGCCGGCUUGAAGGAGUCUGCGGCACACGACGACAACGGGGCGUACGAGAAGCACAAGCAGGACUCUCUCUCCAAGCAGAAGCAGGGCAAGGGCCACUGGAAGUCGGAGCUCGCCUCGGACAGCGAGGAGGCCGUCAAGGCGGACCGCCACGAAGAUUCCGACCCCAAGACGAUGCAGGAAAAGACCAAGGGCCACGCCGAGGAGAAAGCCAAGGCCGGGACGAGCAUGAGUGACACUCACUAA